AUGGUUUUUUCGUCGGCUGAUAUUCAGGAGAGAUUAUGUGGAGUUAGAAAACGGAAACGUACCGCACAAUUCGUGUCGAAGGAGCAGGAGGGGAAAGAAGGUGUUUUGAAGAGAAGAGCUAGGGACGCAGAAACAGUUGAGAGUGAAGUUGAUGCUGCAAGGUGUUUGGCAUUUUCGUACCGGAGGUCAAAAGAUUUGACUGCAAGAGCUUUUCUUGAAGAUCUAAUUGACCGUUUACCUCGUGUCGUUGAAAAGGAGACUUUACAUUCGGCUGCACUGUUAGACGCUAGCGUUCGAAUCUAUUCUUCUAGAGUAGACCUUACUUUGAGUCAAGUUUUUGAGAUAAAGGCGAGUCUUGGAAAAGAAGAGAGCGGUUCUAUUCCUGAUGAUGACUCAAGUGAACUGUCGACGUUAGAGUCUAUUACUAAACCAAGUGAUGUUAAAACAAAAAGCGUUCGACCGGUUCAAAAUAAUACAAAUAUAUCCGAAGAAAUAGAUCAGCCUAAUGAAAACCAGGAUCCUGACAGUGCGGCAAACAUUAAUUUUGGCUUUCACUUCUCAUUUAUUGAGCUUAUUAGGAAAUUCCAAGAAAAUGGCGUGAAACAAGAGCUGUUUUUGCAAGUUUAUUUGAAAAAUAAAGAAGAGGCAUUGACAGGAAAUACUGUGAGACGUGAAAAACUUUCCUCAAUAAGCGAUCGUUCCGAUAACAUUGACGGCCAGUGCGAUAGCACUUCAGUUAUUCCUCUUUAUGAAAGAGCUGCCCGCAAUUACGGCGAUGGUUCUAGUUGUGGAAUGCUUCUUCUGAAUGCGAUUACUGAUGAUAGCAUUCUUUUGGUCGUGAUUCACAACUAUGCAGAAGUUGUGGUAAAUGAUGUAGUUAAGGAAGUUGAUUUAGUGGAAAUGUUAAUACUCUAUGAAUGUGUGUUGGAAAUGGAGAAAUAUUACGAUGUCCCGCAGCAAGACGAGUUGGACGAAAAUCUGUGCUUAGUGGAACAUGAGUUCUGUAUAGCAACACAGCAAAUAUCUCGAUACAAAGAAAGGAAUAUCGGGUUUUUAACCAACUUCUCUGCAAUGACGUCAGAAUCUUUAGCUUUGGUGAAAAUCGCAUUGCGUGGAGUUGAUGGUCCCACGAAAUUAUGGUUUUGCGAGCGAUUGUUUGUCGUUGCAGAUACAUCAUUGCCGUUUUUAAAACCUUCUUUUAUUAGCGGUGACAAUGGACUCUGCAGAGCAAAAGUGCCAAUUAUGGCUGCUAAAUACGCUUUUUUUUAUGCUGAAGAUAGCUGUCAUACUGAAAAGUGUAAGACUGAGGGCUUACCACCGUAUGCAUCUUCCAUAUCUUUUGCAAGAUCAAUCAAAAGAUUUGUUGUGACCAAAAAUGAUUUGGCUCUUCUUUGGAGUAUAAUUUCAAACUAUGAAAGUCGGCGGCUCCUGAAAGCAGCAUGUGACCAGUGGAAAAGAGAGGCUGUUGAGCAUGAUAUGAAACUAGAGGAUAUUGAUGCAGAAGACUUUGUUCAAGACAGUUCAUUAUUUGUUUCUGGAAAAUGUCGAGUGAGCACAGAAAAAGUUGACGAAGAAGGGUGUUAUUCAAAACCACUCUUUAAUGCAGGAGCUAAGCAGGAGAUCUUUAAAAACACUGCAGACGAGUCACAUUGGCAUUUUAGGCUAUCAAAAGGAAGCGGUGCUGUUAAUUUGAAAAACACAGGCCAGAAAAAACUACUAUUUCUCUUCAAUCUCUUAUUAGCAGGAUUUUUUAGUGCUGUUGCACCUUUCAAUAAUAAAAGCGAUGACAUUCUGAACUCUGGCACUGAACGCUUUGAAAACAAUAAUGAAGAGGUAUUGUCGGCUGAAUACGAAGAAGAAGUUAUUACAGGUCCUGAAGGCAUUUUUGCAGAGGCUUUUGGUCUCACUCACUUGGCGAAGAACAGAUAUAUUGACACGCCAUUAAUUAGAGGUGUUAUAUUGGCUGCUCUUACAAAUUUGCAAUGGCUUGAUGAUUUGCCUAGAAGUAACAGUAUGACUUCUAUAGUACCAAAACGAGCCAGGCUGCGAAAAAAACUGAGCCUCUCUUACUUACUUGUUCAAGUUUGCUUUGGAGAUACCAGGAAGUCAACUAAUUUUGCUGUAACUGAUGUUUUUUUGGUAUUGUUGCAACUGUGCAAUGAAAAGGAUUUGGAAUUAUUACAAACGCGGGAUGAACGAGGAAUGAUCUUGUCCAAAAAUUUAGAUGACUUUAUCAUUCUUGUAUAA
Molecule: messenger RNA, 2247 nt
Organism: Enterobius vermicularis (human pinworm)
Lineage: Eukaryota; Metazoa; Nematoda; Chromadorea; Rhabditida; Oxyuridae
Source: the annotation of a GenBank genome assembly